Lotus japonicus is the source of this 1791-nucleotide messenger RNA. Its product is annotated as AAA-ATPase ASD, mitochondrial-like. Bases 183 to 1685 code for a protein of 500 amino acids. Gene Ontology annotation, molecular function: ATP binding; ATP hydrolysis activity. Lineage: Eukaryota; Viridiplantae; Streptophyta; Magnoliopsida; Fabales; Fabaceae. The transcript is spliced from 2 exons. The record is from RefSeq and is a predicted model, not a curated record.
CUAAAUAAUUAAAAAGCUCAAAAAAUAAUUUGUAUGAAUUUUGAUAUUUUUACUUUUAAUAUAUCAUUUUAUAGUCACUGCUCAAGAGUUGUGGUCGUUAUAUAGCUUGUACCUUGCAUCCAUAGCCAAACUAACACACAACAUCAAGUGUAGUGUAGUAGUGAGUGGAGUGGAGUGUAGGCAUGGGGGAACUAUGGUCACAACUAGGCUCCUUAAUAGCCACCACCAUGUUUGUGUACGCCAUGGUUGAGCGUUUUUUCCCUGCUGCACUACGUGACAGUCUUCAAUUACAGACACAAAAAAUGGUGAACCUUUUCUACCCUUAUAUCCAAAUCACCUUCCCUGAAUUCUCAGGUGAGAGGCUCAAGAGGAGUGAAGCUUACACUGCAAUCCAAACAUACCUCAGUGAAAACUCUUCCCAACUAGCCAAAAGGCUCAAAGCUGAAGUGGUGAAAGAUAGCCAGAACCCAUUGGUUCUCAGCGUAGAUGAUGAUGAAGAGGUGACAGAUGAGUUCCAAGGUGUUAAGCUAUGGUGGGCUGCAAGCAAAAUCGCCACAAACCCGCAAGCUUAUUCCUUCUCUUAUUACACUCCCCUUGAUGGGAAAAGAUUCUACAAGCUCACUUUCCACAAGCAACACAGAGAUCUCAUCACUGUGUCUUACAUCAAACAUGUCCUGCAACAAGGGAAGGAAAUUGCCUUGAGAAAUAGGCAGAGGAAGCUUUACACCAACAAUCCAAGCAGUGGUUGGUAUGGUUACAAGCAAUCAAAGUGGAGCCACAUAGUUUUUGAGCACCCUGCAACUUUUGAGACACUUGCACUGGAGAAGAACAAGAAGGAGGAGAUCAUCAAUGACCUUGUUAGGUUCAGAAAUGGAAAAGACUACUAUGCGAAAAUUGGCAAGGCUUGGAAGCGUGGCUAUUUACUCUUCGGUCCUCCGGGGACCGGUAAGUCUACCAUGAUUGCCGCCAUGGCUAAUUUCAUGAACUAUGAUGUGUAUGAUCUUGAAUUGACUGCAGUUAAGGACAACACUGAGCUGAGGAAGCUCUUGAUUGAAACUUCUAGCAAGGCUAUUAUAGUUGUGGAAGACAUUGAUUGCUCUCUUGAUCUCACUGGUCAGAGGAAGAUGAUGAAGAAGGAGAAAAAUGAGGAAGAAGAACCAAAAGAGUUAUAUCCUGGUAGAAAAAAUGAAGAAGAGAAUAGCAAAAGUAGUAAAGUAACUCUGUCUGGUUUAUUGAAUUUUAUUGAUGGUAUUUGGUCAGCAUGUGGAGGAGAAAGGAUCAUCAUUUUCACAACAAACUUUAUAGAGAAACUUGAUCCUGCUCUUAUUAGGACAGGAAGGAUGGAUAAACACAUUGAAUUGUCCUAUUGUUGCUAUGAAGCAUUCAAGGUACUUGCUAAGAACUACUUGGAUGUUGACUCACACUAUUUGUUUGCUAGAAUUGCAAAUUUGUUGGAAGUUACCAAUAUGACACCUGCUGAUGUUGCUGAGAAUCUGAUAUCUAAAUCAUUGAAUGAAAAUGUGGAGACUUGCUUGCUGACUUUGAUUCAAGUUCUUGAGAUGAAAAUGGUAGAAGGAGAAACAGGGUUAAAGGAAGAAAAAAACAAGCAAGAUCCUACUCAAAAGGGGAUGAAAAAUAAUGCACAAACUGUGGAAGAUGUGAAGGAAAAUGGCUUCAUUCAUUGAGUGGAAAAGAUAUUGAUUGAGAUUGUUACACUUGCUUGAUGAAACAUCAAUUCAGCUGCAUUAUUAAAAGCUACAAUCUCAUAUAGUUCAAUUUGUGGUUGAAACA